Messenger RNA from Urocitellus parryii (Arctic ground squirrel), 660 nucleotides. The record is from RefSeq and is a predicted model, not a curated record. NCBI's taxonomy places the organism in Eukaryota, Metazoa, Chordata, Mammalia, Rodentia, Sciuridae.
AUGUUUUCCUUCUUGUCUGAACAGCUCUAUGUCUCCCUGGCAUUGGGAUCCACUGAAUGUGUUCUCCUGGCUGUGAUGGCUUUUGACCGCUAUGCUGCAGUGUGCAGACCUCUCCACUAUACAGCUGUAAUGAACCCACGCUUGUGCCAGGUUCUGGCAGGGGUCGCAUGGCUGAGUGGAGCAGGAAAUGCUCUCAUCCAGGGCACUGUCACCCUCUGGCUACCGCGCUGUGGACACCGGCGGCUCCAUCAUUUCCUCUGUGAAGUCCCCUCCAUGAUUAAGCUUGCAUGUGUGGACAUCCAUGCCAAUGAGAUCCAGCUCUUCAUUGCUUCAUUGGUCUUGCUCCUUUUGCCCUUGGCACUGAUAUUGAUGUCCUAUGGACACAUAGCCAAGGCAGUUAUAAGCAUCAAGUCAGUGCAGGCCUGGCAGAAAGCCCUGGGGACAUGUGGAUCCCACUUGACUGUAGUAUCCCUCUUCUAUGGGAGUGCCGCAGCCAACUACAUCCAGCCCAACAGCUCCUAUGCCCACACUUUUGGGAAAUUCAUCUCCCUYUUCUACACAGUAAUCAUCCCGACCCUCAAUCCUCUCAUUUACACCUUGAGGAAUAAAGAAGUUAAAGGUGCACUGAGAAGAAUAUGCCACAGAGACCUACRUGUGUAA